UCCUGUCCACGCUGAAUCUCUGGGAGAUGUCCUUUCACUUCUAAAGCCAUUGGCUCCUGCUUCAAUGGAAGCCUAAAAUGCUUUUCACUUGGGCUGGGAAGAAUCUUAUGAGCUGGAGAAAAUCCAAAAGGGAACGCGUCAGGCGUGAUAACAAGGUGAUCCAGCGGCCUGUUAACUCUUCUUAUAUAUUCAGGAAAUAGUCAUUCAAGCAAUGGGGCCAGAGAGACCGAGAGAGAAAGAGCAAGAACUGUGGUGCGGACAUCCUGACCAACCUUCAGCCAUGAGGAUCCUUUACCUUCUCUUGGCUGUUGUCUUCUUGGUGCUCCAGAGUGCUCCAGGAUUCACCCAGGCUCAGAACAUCAUUCAGUGUAUACGUCUUGGGGGUUCCUGCCGGAGUGGGUCAUGUCCCAGCGGUUUUGCUCGUAUUGGCACCUGCAGCGGUUCAGACAGCUGCUGUCUACUGUGGUGAUGGCUCUGCUGAUUGUGCAAGCAGGACCUCUGGGAAUUUGGGAGACGUCCCCUCAUUUCUAAAAUCACUGAAUCCUGCUGCAAUGGAAGCACCAUUCAUUGGGGCCGUAAAGAACCGCAUGAGCUGGAGAAUUUCCAGAAGAGAGCCCUGGUAUCACCCGUAAAGAGAUUCCCUCUUAAUUCAAUCAAGUUGCUUUGAAAACUCAAUGCUGAAAUGUGUGUUUGUGUCACAGUGGGUGGGGUGGGGUGGGGUGGGGCUUUUCUGCCAUUCUUCUCCAUAGAAAUUAAUUUCUUUUUUCAGUUAUAAAUAAAAUACAAAGCAUGUUAAA
Messenger RNA from Chrysemys picta bellii (western painted turtle), 797 nucleotides. Its product is annotated as gallinacin-5-like. Gene Ontology annotation, cellular component: extracellular region. The record is from RefSeq and is a predicted model, not a curated record. Lineage: Eukaryota; Metazoa; Chordata; Testudines; Emydidae. Gene Ontology annotation, molecular function: CCR6 chemokine receptor binding; chemoattractant activity. Gene Ontology annotation, biological process: cell chemotaxis; defense response to bacterium.